Molecule: messenger RNA, 1094 nt
Organism: Acanthopagrus latus (yellowfin seabream)
Lineage: Eukaryota; Metazoa; Chordata; Actinopteri; Spariformes; Sparidae
Gene: rx1
Product: retinal homeobox gene 1
Exons: 5
Coding region: 49-1062 (337 amino acids)
Biological process (GO): positive regulation of transcription by RNA polymerase II
Molecular function (GO): DNA-binding transcription factor activity, RNA polymerase II-specific; RNA polymerase II cis-regulatory region sequence-specific DNA binding
Source: RefSeq, a predicted model, not a curated record
UCAGCAACAGUUCAACAAACCCACUUCCAAAAGUGCCCAGACGCUCGAAUGCAUUUAUCACUUGAUACCAUGAGCAUGGUGGACGACAGCUGCCUCUCACCCAGUAAUUUCCACGAAAUGGUGAAAGGUGGGGGCAUCGCCGCGGGGGGCCGUGUCCACAGCAUUGAUGUCAUCCUAGGGUUCAGCAAAGACCAGGACCCCCUACUCAGCCCCGCCGGAGCACCACGGCCCCAUAAAGCGGACAUAGAUGGCCUGGUAGAGCCUGGGAAGCAGCAGGAACCCUCUUCACACUCGACCUACAGCGGGCACCUUUCGUCUCUGAGGAACGGCAGCACCGAGCAGCAGGAGCAGCAGUACCAUGACACCAGCUUAUUCGCGAACAAGUGUGAUGAGGAACUGAGCGAGCUAAGGAAGUGUGUCGAGAGCGAUGAAGGCAAGUCUCCGGAGUCGGGCAAAGAAGACCAGCCCAAGAAGAAGCACAGGCGCAACCGCACCACCUUCACCACCUACCAGCUGCACGAGCUGGAGCGUGCCUUUGAGAAGUCCCACUACCCAGAUGUGUACAGCCGUGAGGAGCUUGCCAUGAAAGUGAACCUUCCGGAGGUCAGAGUUCAGGUCUGGUUCCAGAAUCGCAGAGCUAAAUGGCGUCGGCAGGAAAAGAUGGACGCCAGCACCAUGAAGCUCCAUGACUCGCCCAUGCUGUCCUUCAACCGCCCAGCACCAGUUCACACCAGCAUGGGGCCGAUGACCAACUCCCUCCCCUUGGACCCCUGGCUGUCCUCUCCCCUGUCCAGCGCAACACCGGUCCACAGCAUCCCGGGCUUCAUGGGUCCAGCUCAAGGCCUCCAGCCCAGCUACCCCAGCCACAACUUCCUCAACUCCAAUCCCUCCAUGGGCCAGGGGAUGCAGAGUAUGGCUCCUCCUCCCUACCAGUGUCCGGCACCAUACCCUGACAAAUACCCUCUGGAGGACGUGGACCAGCGCAGCUCGAGUAUCGCAGCACUCAGAAUGAAAGCCAAGGAACAUAUCCAGUCUAUGGACAAGACCUGGCAACCCAUGUGACUAACAAAGCUGGCAGUCCAUGUGAAUGAUGG